AGGCCACUGUGGUCACAUGACAUGUAGUUCCCUCAGCUGCUACUGUUGCUGCUGCUGGACUCGAGGCGGAAGUGGCUGAAGUCUCCAUGGCUGCAGCAAAGGAAAGUGAGGAACCAAAAACCAAGUUGGAAGAUUCAGAGGAUUCAGAUUCCAGUGAAGAGAGCGGCAGUACAUCAGAAAUGGAUUUUCUGCGGAAUCUUUUCUCCCGGACACUUGGCCUCGGCGCUCCAGAAAAAGUCCUUGAUGAACUGACCCUGGAAGGAGUGACCAAGUUCAUGCUUAGCGAGAAAUGUAAAAAUGUGGUGUUUAUGGUUGGAGCUGGUAUCUCAACAUCCGCUGGAAUUCCUGAUUUCCGUUCCCCAGGCAGUGGAUUGUACUCUAACCUGCAAAAAUAUAACUUGCCAUAUCCAGAGGCCAUUUUUGAAAUUGGAUUCUUUCAGCAAAAUCCAGAACCAUUUUUUGCUCUGGCUCGGGAGCUGUAUCCAGGACAAUUCAAGCCGACUAUUUGCCACUAUUUCAUGCGUUUGAUGAAAGAAAAAGGUCUGUUGCUCCGCUGUUACACUCAGAACAUUGACACUCUUGAGAGGGUGGCCGGCCUCUCUUCUGAUGAUCUAGUAGAGGCUCAUGGGACUUUUCACACCUCCCACUGUAUUGGGCCGUUAUGCAGAGCUGAGUAUCCACUCUCCUGGAUGAAAGAAAAGAUCUUCUCCGAUUUGAUCCCAAAGUGUGAAAAGUGUAACCGCUUGGUUAAACCAGAUAUUGUGUUUUUUGGGGAAAGUCUUCCAUCCUGCUUCUUUUCUGCACUAAAGUCUGACUUCCAAAAGAUUGAUCUCCUCAUUAUAAUGGGGACGUCUCUUCAAGUGCAGCCAUUUGCCUCCCUUGUUGGCAAGGUUCCUAGCAAAACACCACGUCUUCUAAUUAACAAGGAUAAGACUGGAGAGGGGGACUCCUUUUUUGGACUCCUAGGUUUGGGAGGCGGGAUGGAUUUUGACUCUGACAAAGCUUACAGGGAUGUAGCCUGGCUUGGAAACUGUGAUGAUGGUUGCCUUGCAUUAGCUGAAUUCCUUGGAUGGAAGGCUGAGCUGGAAGAGCUGGUGAAGAAAGAACAUGCAGCAAUCGAUGCAGCCACUCAGGAAAAGGAAAGUGUUCCUGGGCAGAUGGAGAAAAAGAAGUCUCAGAAGAAACCAGAGGGUGAAACCUCAGUAGAAUAACAGAUCGAGGGUGUCCGUGUGAUACCACAUCUUCAGAAAUGCACCUUUAACAAGUGCUGCUGCUGCUGCUGCUGCUUCUCUCUCUGGGAACUUCUAUAGGCACGGGCCUAGGGGCAGAUGUACGUGUAAUCUCUGCACAGCUGACCAAUAACUGCAUACAUAUAUCUGCCACCUUUUCCUUAUAGCAGCUAUCGCACUUUUACUAUAUAAUGGAUGACCAGUAUGCCACAUGUUGCUGGUACAUUUUCUAUGACCGCAUACUACACAUUUUGAGAUGAAGAUCCUCAACAGCAGGAGCUGGAUUGCCCAUCCCUUGUCUAAUGUGACAAUAGACCAAACUAUUAUAUAUACCGGACAUCACCUGUGAAAGCGAUUGCUUUUCUUCAGUCUCCAUUUACUACAAUUUUGAUUCUAGAACAUCGUGGGGAUUUUCAAAUUGUAAUUAAUGUCCAACAAAUGACUGGUCAGAAUCCAGAAACAUGACAAAGCCGUAGUUAUCAACUUGACAACCUUUUAUUCAUUACUCUGCUCCAUUUCUUUAGUUUAGGACGGCCUAAUCAUUCAGGUAAAAAGGUUUUAUGGGAACGUGCAGACAUGAUCGUGUUUGCAGUAGAUCUUCCAGACUUAGCGUUUUGUAGCAGUGCUUUCCCAAUCAUUGGUUUUAAAUACAGGUUUUUAUUCAGUAUCCUUCUGGUCUUACAAACAGAACUUUUUUUGUGGUUUUAUUUAGAAUGCCUGGGACUAAGGUUUUUCUAUAAGUUGGACUACUGUGCUUACCUAACACCAACAACAAGAAAAAUAUAUACCCCCAAGGCUUGCCCUACCCUGCCCCUGGUAUAUAGCAUCCUCCUCAUUACAUUGCCUAGUAGGGCUCCUAGCUGGAACAGUUUGGGGGCAAUUAUUCAGCUUUUACUGUCUGGAUAAUGAAUUUUCAGGAAAGAAACUACAAACGUAUGUUUCCACAUUAGAAAUAUUAAUCAUUACCAUAUUCAGAUUUUACAAUAAUUGUGAUGUGUGUAAAUCUGAUCUAAAUCAUACGGUUCUUUCAUUAUGUGUUAAAUUAAACUUCUUUAAAACCUU
Messenger RNA from Pseudophryne corroboree (corroboree frog), 2291 nucleotides. It is a transcript of the gene SIRT2, whose product is annotated as sirtuin 2. NCBI's taxonomy places the organism in Eukaryota, Metazoa, Chordata, Amphibia, Anura, Myobatrachidae. The coding region runs from base 87 to 1211 and encodes 374 amino acids. Gene Ontology annotation, molecular function: NAD+ binding; histone deacetylase activity, NAD-dependent; transcription factor binding. Gene Ontology annotation, cellular component: nucleus. The transcript has 16 exons. The record is from RefSeq and is a predicted model, not a curated record.